UUUCUCUAGCUACUUCUUCUUCUGUUUUUGCUUGAGAGAUUUGCUUCAAAUAUUUGCUAGAAAUUUGGCUCAAGUCUCUGCCACAGAGAGAAAAACAAGUGAAGAUGGCCAAGUCAGACGGAAUUCUGUUGGUCAUUUCCCUAGUUAUGGCGAUGUCAUGGGCUCAAAACUUCCGUGUAGAGUGUUGGGACUCAAAGCUUGAGACUAAACAAGAGACGGAGACCAAUCUUCAGUUCUACUUCCAUGACACAAUCAGUGGUAAAAACCCAAGUGCCAUCAGGGUGGCUCAAGCCUCUGACACUGAAAAAUCUCCUACUCUUUUUGGAGCCUUGUUAAUGGCGGAUGAUCCACUGACUGAGUCACCUGAUCCCAACUCCAAGCUGCUCGGCCGAGCCCAAGGGCUUUAUGGAUCAGCUGGGCAGACAGAGAUAGGCCUAAUCAUGGCCAUGAGCUUUUGCUUCACGGAUGGAAUACACAAUGGUAGCUCUAUCAGCAUUCUGGGCAAAAAUUCAGCUCUAAGUCCUGUUCGCGAGAUGCCCAUUGUCGGUGGAACCGGUCUUUUCCGGCUGGCACGAGGAUAUGCAGUCGCAAAAACUCAUUGGGUUGAUUUUACAACCGGUGAUGCUAUAGUUGGCUACAACGUUACCAUUGUUCACUAGGAUUAACUUGCAUACAUUAUUUGCCUUUUCUUUUCUUUUAUUGUAGAAUUACUGUGUUCUGGUCUCGCUUCUUGUUCUAAAUAAGA
Molecule: messenger RNA, 745 nt
Organism: Durio zibethinus
Lineage: Eukaryota; Viridiplantae; Streptophyta; Magnoliopsida; Malvales; Malvaceae
Product: dirigent protein 23-like
Source: RefSeq, a predicted model, not a curated record